Molecule: messenger RNA, 354 nt
Organism: Coffea arabica (coffee)
Lineage: Eukaryota; Viridiplantae; Streptophyta; Magnoliopsida; Gentianales; Rubiaceae
Source: RefSeq, a predicted model, not a curated record
AUGGCUUCUCUCUGGGACUAUACACCAAAUAACCUGUCCAACAAUCUAACCACUAUUGUUCUGUCAGAUAAUCAGCUUAAUGGAUCAAUUCCUGAAAGUUUUUCCUAUCUCCCUCUUCUCCAGAAGCUGUCCCUUGAUAAUAACUUUUUUACCGGUUCAGUUACUGUUGAUCUCUGGCAAAACAGAUCCUUUAGUUCAGCCGCCAGACUUUUGAUUGAUGUUCAGAACAAUUCACUUUCAAACAUUAUUGGAGACCUUGAUCCUCCUGUGAAUGUUAUGCUGAGGUAUGCUUUGUCUGGUCACUUGGAAGCUGUUCAGCUUUCACAUUUUACUGCUCGCACCUUGUUUGUUUAG